Molecule: messenger RNA, 4779 nt
Organism: Haliotis rufescens (red abalone)
Lineage: Eukaryota; Metazoa; Mollusca; Gastropoda; Lepetellida; Haliotidae
Product: proprotein convertase subtilisin/kexin type 5-like
Exons: 10
Coding region: 47-2227 (726 amino acids)
Source: RefSeq, a predicted model, not a curated record
UCGAAGAGAUCAACUUCAACUAAUUGUCUCAUGUUAACUCAAAGACAUGAAUGCGAACAAUAUUUUAGCUUUUGCUAUCUUCAUACUGAAUUCUGAGCUGGCUUUCGGGGUAGAUGAGUGUUUGAUAAAUGGAAAAUGGAAGCCCUACAAGAGCAGCCAACAAACAUGCUGUGGCGGAGUGCUGGAGCGUUAUACACAGGGGAAGAAAUGCUGCAAAGAGACAGGUAGAGUCUACUACGAAAACCAUGGGCUGUGUUGUGAAGACAAGAUGUACGAAAGGUACGAUGAGAAUGGGGUGGAGUAUGGAUGCUGCGGUAACACGAAAAUCCCCAUGGAGAGGACAGUCUGCUGCGGGGGUGUCAGCCAUCCUAGACACCCAGAUAUGGGUUGUUGCGGCAAGCAGUACAUCAACCUAACGUCGCAGAUGUGUUGUCAAAAUGAAGAUAACCCUGCACUGGUCAGCAAACACGUUCGCGGCCCGAACUACACGUGCUGUGGUCACCUUGUUGUCGACCUGUCCAAUCAGAACUGCCGCUGGAACAUCUCCGGCAACACACGCAAUCCGAUAGCAGUCAACAGACUGGACGAGAUCUGUGAUGGCAAGAUCAUCUCACGCCGUGAGAAGUCCUGCUGUGAUGACAAAAUCUAUGAUCAACCGUACCUGGACCCUGAAGACAUGUCCCAAAGAAACCCUACGGUGGAAUGUUGUGGCACAGUUGGGUACAAUAACCAGAGACAAGUCUGCUGUUCCCAGUAUCCUGGGGCCGAGGUUGUCAUUCCUGCUGAUGACCACUUGCAGUGCUGUGUGGGUAGUGAGACAGGGUAUUAUAACACCACGGCAGAGCUAUGCUGUGCUGGCAGCACCUGGACCAGAUCUAGCAGCCAUGACACAUGCUGUGGGACACACAGGAUAGAUGGGCACAGCCAGGGAUGCUGUGCUGGACACCCCUACAAGAAGGACACUCACUUCUGCUGUGAUGGUUCCCCAUCGAGGGUACUGAAGGCACUGAAGGAAGGCAGUACAUGUUGUGGGGGAGCGAGGCUGGCGCCAAGCAAGAUGUGCUGCCAAAACACACAGGUGGAGACCAAGGAAGGUCAUGACGCUUGCUGUCUAAGCUAUUACUCAAGACAGUUUGCCACAUACAACAGCUCGGAAAAGGAGUGCGUUGAAGGGGAAGUCCAGACAAUCAUGAAACUUGAUGACCGGUACUGUGGCCAUGUCCCAUACAGUGACAAUAAAGCUGUGUGCUGCAACGGUCAAGUCCACUACUUUCCUCCCGGAGACACUCUCGGCUGCUGCCGGCGCUGGGAUCUGAAGCAGACAGUCUACAGUGAGACCACCCAGAUGUGCUGCCAGGGUCACGUCCACAAUGAGUCAGCCAAUGAUGCAGAAUGCUGUGGGGCUAGGUCUUACCCUAAACAUUCACACCAAAACCCCUGUCAUGAGAAGUGUGGAGGCUCCUACUACAAUGCUGAUGUCACUGUGUGUUGUGGCAAUAAGCAGUUCUUGAUGGAAGAGCAUGGAGACGAUUGCUGUGGAAACUCCCCCUACUUCAGCAUGGUCAGCUAUUGCUGUGGUAAGGAGCUUUACAACCCCAAGAAGAAAUCCUGCUGUGGGGGAUAUGCAGUUGUUUCCCGACGAGGCCGCAGAAGACAGCGAUGUUGUAAAAACACAAUGGUGUAUUUUCGCAAAGAUGGACGAUGCAAAUCCAAUGGAAUCGUUGAGUGGAAAAAGGAUAUACAUCCAAUGGAAAAUUUAUGUAGAUGGAAGACAUGGAAAAAUCUGAAUGGGAUUGAGGUGAAAGAGUGCUUCCAAACAUUUGCAAUCCGGUGCACCAUCAAGCACUUCCUGAAAGAAAAAGAGGAACUAAGCAUUAUGAUGAAAUGCCGGAACCUGAAGCGCCGAUACCUCAGGGAGAAAUACCACGAUUCAUUCCUGACUCCUGGCAAGAACCAACUGACUGUCCGCAUGAUGCUAUCCACCAAGAAGAAGGUCCGGUGCAACAGACAGCGACUGAAAAACAGGAGGGUGAUCAUCUUUCUGGAUAAGGAACCUAUCAAGAAGAGAAGUCAUUUUGACCUGAGAAUCUCUGAGAAAGAUUCAUUCCGUGUUGUUGCAGACACAAAACAUAUACGUGAUCACUUGGAUGGAACUAGCUCACAGAAAUACUGCAAAGAAUUAUCUAAAAUUUUGAGCAAUGAGCAUGAUGAGGAUCUGUAUCAAUAGAUGGUGUAUGCUGACCCCCAUUUCACCAAAGUGGCGGAUGUAGGAUUGUAAAACAUGAGGGGUGGGGGUGGUCAUGGGUGGCACAAGUCACAAAGUGAACUGGAGCACCUGAUAGAAGACAUACUCAAUUGACACAUCAGGUAUCUGGGGGGUCACCCAGUGGAUGGUUACUAGGACCAAACAAGAAUAUCCACCAUUCCUUGUAGCAUUCAUUUACUUCCCAGCUAAAGCAUUUGGCAUGCUCCUGUGAUGGCCGGUCACUUGGCCGGACUAGUUGAUACAGCCCUGCAUAGCCGAAGUACAGUGUAGACAUGUGGGGGUAGGAUGUAAGUGGGCAUCUGUAUAGACUAAAUGUAUCAUUGUAAAUGUGUGUGUGUGUGUGUGUGUGUGUGUGUGUGUGUGUGCGUGUGUGUGUGUGUGCGUGUCUGUGUGUGUGUGUGUGUGUGUCUGUGUCUGUGUGUCUGUGUGUGUGUGUGUGUCAUUACAUCUAUGUAUGAAUGUAUCAUUGUGUCCAUCGGAAUGUUGUAUAUACAUUCACACAUAGUUGAGUCGAAUGUACAAUCUUAUUGGUGUAAAUGUCCCACUGCAUACCAAAGUCAUGCCCCUGUUUAUAAUAGUUUUUUUUAAUGUUUUAACAGUUUCUAUUGUGUCUUAGAAGCCUGGUAAUACACUCCCAGUAUACCCACCUGCCAAACCUUAUACCUAACACAGUGAAUGUACAAUCUUUCCUAUAAGCUCCACCUGCUUGUGUGCAGCUAGCUCGUGAUGGAGUCAGUGAUACAGUCACUGUACUUAGUCACUUCCAUGUCCAAAAAUAGGCCACAACAAAUUCAGCCUUUAUUUUAUAGCUAUUAUCUUGUUUCAACAAAGGGAGGGAUCCGAGUCUUUCCUCAAAAGAUGUUGUUUUGUAGAUGCAUAUGUCAUUUGAGCUUUACAAAUUUACCUCCACCUUUAUCUUUUUACCUUGUAUAAAAAAACAGCUGCCAACAUAACAAGUGAGAAAUAUUGAUCACUGGAAACAAAAACAGAAUAUCAGCCAUAUAGGGGCAUGCAAGAAACCAACAUUGAAUAACUUACAGGAAACAAUGAAGCACCUAAAACAGCUAGACCUGAAUGGAAAGUGGGUGCAAGACCCAAGACCAUAAUCCCCGUUUUUAGGCAUUACCAGGUGUGUGUUGGUAACUGUGAACCAAAAUACCUUCUAAAAACGACAAACAAGUUUCUCAAAAUUACAAAGUGUAUGAACAUUGAUGAUUAUUUAUGAGUUUUGUUUGUUCGCUGUUUGACACUGCCCUCAGCAACAUUACAGUUAUAUGAUGCAGUCUAUUAGUAAUCGAGUUUGAUAUAUGCAUUUAAUUUAUUGUAGUUGAUCAUCUCCUACAGAACAGGGCCUUCAUUCUUCCACCAGCUGUACUUGUCACUCAAGUGCCUAGUCAUGUUCAUUAUCCAUCUUAAGGAGGGCAGUUUGACAAUGCAGUAUAUUUAUUGCACAUUACUAGAGUAUUGAAGUAGAACUGCAGACACUCCUCAUGCUGCUAUAGGAGGAAUGCUUGCAGAUUAGUAAACUAAAGUUGGUGUGUAUGUUAGUGUUGACAUGUUCAGGCUGGACUUUUUAAAGAGUGGUUCACUCACUUCCCAUAACGUAAAUUAAAUUAAAAAUAUUAAUCCUUGUGAAUAGCCUACCUCUGUUACAUCACUACCUUAAAUCACAUAUUUUGGCAGUCUUCACUCUAUAAAAUCUUCAGCUUUUCAACACAAGUCCUUUUCUCCAUUAAUAAUCCAUAGGUACAUGUAGUUCUAGUAUCUUGCUUCCUGUAUUUCCUAUGCACUUGUUUCCAAAAUCUAAAUCAUAGAAUCCGAUUGUUGGGAAGGUGGGUGGGUAAUAGUGAUAAUGCCUCUGAUGUAAUAGUGGUAGUAUUCUUUGAAAUAUUAACAAUGAUAAUUAUUGUUUGAUAAUGCUUGUGAAUACCCUACUUCUAUGACAUCAUUGCCAGAGUAUACUAGAGACUGGUGGAUUCUGACAUCUAGUAAUACCCUGGAUAGUUGACAAUCUGUUAAAAUUGAGAGACAAUAAAACUCACAAAUCAUUCUUAAUUUGGGUUUUUGUCGCAACCUUCACUAUUGGACUUCCUGAUAGUGCCUAAAACCAACUCAAUAUUGAUGUUAUUUUAACGCAAGAAUAGGUAAACAAUAAACCUUAUUACCUUAUAAACCCUAAUUAUCAUUAUUCCCGCGACUUAUGCGUGUGUUACUGGCAACAUGUUCUGAUAACCGAUAAUCUUUCUAAGGAAAUGUUAAAAGCUAUUUUAUUUUCCCAAACCCUCCCAACACGACUUCUCACCAAAUAAUCUGUAAGCCAAUAGAAAAAGUCUGGCCUUGUCAUGCUCAUAAAGGUUGAUAUUGAGAGUAACUAUUUAUUUCUCACAUUACGUCAUCAUUGCAUUUACUUUUCCCUGUAUGUAUUUAUUAUGUGAAUAUUAUGUGAAAGGUCACAUGAUCUCAAAAAUCCAUGAACAUUUUGAAGGAUAAAAUGUCAUUAUUUUAUAAUAAAA